Molecule: messenger RNA, 3313 nt
Organism: Gasterosteus aculeatus aculeatus (three-spined stickleback)
Lineage: Eukaryota; Metazoa; Chordata; Actinopteri; Perciformes; Gasterosteidae
Source: RefSeq, a predicted model, not a curated record
AAGUAAGAUAUAUAUAUAUAUAACCAUAUAUAUAUAGUUAACGUUAAUGCUACGGUAUGUGGGGCUUGUACGGGAAGACAACACGGGAGUGAUCGAUAGUAAGACGGGUGUAACCGAUCCCUUGGAAAUCGACACCGACCACAAAGCCCUGGCUACUCGUUAGGAUAAGGAAGCGUUUGUGUCGUGGUGACCGUGCCUUUGAUCCGAUACAGGAUGUCUGGUCAGAGCAUUACAGACCGAAUGACCGCCGCUCAGCACAGUGUCACCGGGUCCGCGAUAUCAAAAACUGUGUGCAAGGCGACCACCCAUGAAGUAAUGGGGCCAAAGAAGAAACAUUUGGACUACUUGAUUCAGUGCACAAAUGAGAUGAAUGUGAACAUCCCUCAGCUGGCCGACACUCUGUUUGAGAGGACCGCCAACACCAGCUGGGUGGUUGUGUUCAAGUCCCUCACUUCCACACACCAUCUGAUGGUCUACGGCAAUGAGAGAUUCAUACAGUAUCUGGCCUCAAGAAACACACUUUUCAAUCUCAGCAAUUUCUUGGACAAAAGUGGCCUGCAAGGCUAUGAUAUGUCGACGUUCAUAAGGAGGUAUAGCCGCUACCUGAAUGAGAAAGCCGUGUCUUACAGACAGGUCGCUUUUGACUUCACUAAAGUAAAAAGAGGGUCUGAUGGAGUGAUGAGAACCGUGAACACAGAAAAACUUCUCAAAACUAUCCCCAUCAUUCAAAAUCAAAUGGAUGUCUUACUCGAUUUUAAUGUUAAUGCCAAUGAACUGACAAACGGUGUGAUCAACGCAGCCUUCAUGCUUUUGUUCAAAGAUGCAAUCCGUCUGUUCGCAGCGUACAAUGAGGGCAUAAUCAACCUACUGGAGAAAUACUUUGACAUGAAGAAAGUCCAGUGCAAAGAAGGGCUCGACAUCUAUAAGAAAUUCCUGACACGAAUGACUAGAAUCUCAGAGUUCCUCAAAGUUGCAGAGCAAGUCGGAAUUGAUCGAGGGGACAUCCCAGACCUGUCCCAGUUUACAGUUUGUGCCCCCAGUAGCCUGCUUGAUGCCCUGGAGCAGCAUUUGGCCUCUUUAGAGGGAAAGAAAGUGAAGGACUCAACAGCCGCCAGCAGGGCCAGCACCCUGUCCAAGGCUGUCUCCUCUCUGGCCAACACUGGCAGAUCUUUCACCAAAGUGGAUGAGCGAGAAAAGCAGGCAGCCCUGGAUGAAGAACAGAGUCGUCUGAGGGCACUAAAGGAGCAGCGUCUCUUGGAGCUUCAGAAGAAUCCUUCUGCAGCAACCACAAACUCUUCCCCUAUUUCCCCGAUGGGCGGGACCAUCAACUCGGCCCCAGCCAUUGACCUCUUCUCCACCCCCAGCUCCAUCAAUAGCACCUCUGUGAUAGCCAAUGAGCUACUGGAUCUGCAGCAAGCCUUCCAGCAGCCGCUGCCUCUGUCCACCACCACCACAUGGGGAGACUCCUUCUGUGGGCCAAGCCCUUACAACACUCCUCCACUCUUCCAAUCUGAUUCCUCUGCUGAAGCUUCUCUAUUCGGAGGGUUUACAGCUUCCCCAGCACCCCUGCCCCCACAAAACUCUCAGGCCCUUAACGUGGACUUUGACUCAGUAUUUGGCAACAACGUCAAUGCUAACAACCUGGAUGGUACAGAUGUUUUAGGUGGUCUCCUCAAACCCACAGCGAUAUCUUCACCCAGUCAGGGUAUGAGCACGACCCUGAACGGCCAAGAUGCCCACAAACUGGUGUCCAACGACCUGGACUCAUCACUUGCUAAUCUGGUCGGCAAUCUGGGAAUUGGCAACGGCACAGCAAAGAAUGAUCUUUACUGGAGUCAGCCUGGUGAGAAGAAGCUGACAGGUGGAAACAACUGGCAACCCAAGACUGCUCCUUCUACCACCUGGAACCCUGCCGCCAUGGCACCAUCUGUUAUGGCUUUCCCUGCAACCACACCGACAGGCAUGAUGGCAUAUGCAAUGCCUCCCCACGUAGGCUCCAUGAUGAUGACACAACCUACAAUGAUGUACACCCAGCCAGGGAUGAUGCCAGCCAACCCCUUUGUACCCAGUCCAGGUGCACAGCAGAUGCACUUUAUGUAACCUGAAAGGGGAGGAGGUCUUCCCCAUAUAAAGAUUAUUCACAAUGAAGAUGACUCUCCAAGCAAACCCGCUUUUUGCUUCAACUGAACUUGCCUUUUUCCCAGAAAUAAAAGGACCCAAUUCGACUUGUUGAAUAAAACCACAGUGACGAGGAGCGACCCGGACCAUCUCCAACAGGCAUCGAAGGGGACAUUGUGCCCAUCAUGGUGAAGUCCUUGGAGAAGAAGAGUGGGCUGCCACUCAGACCAUUGUGCACAGAUCCAGCCUGGCCUAAGGGACACCACACUCACAGGGAGAGCUCUUUGACAUCACGCUUUAUUUACCUGUAGAACAAAACAAAGUUGGGUUGCUGUCACACACACAUUGUUUGAAUUGUCUUUUGAUCAUCAUCAAAAGCAUCAUAAUUGCUUCUUCAAGCAUCCCCAAAUUAGGAAAGCAAUUAUAAACUUGUCUUUAUAUCCCACUUUUGUAUGUAUUGUUUGCAGUCAACAUUCCUUGUGUAUUUAUUUAUGAUUAUCUAUAGAUAAAAUGACCGAAUAUAGUACAUUUCAACCGUCACUGAUCUCCAUAGGGACGGUAUUCAGGUUUAUACAUGGGUAUGAUUGAUUUUUGAAUUGGAUUUUGAGUGAUUGAGAUUUUUUUCUUUAAAAAUAAGUUCAUAUAAAGAAGAUUAAAUGUUUUGCUGUUGUGGCACUAAAUAUUUUCUGUAUUCGCAUGAUGCCUUAUACGGUUAUCUGUGGCUCCAGCGGUCACUGAGGAUCUGAAUUCAGUAACGUCAAAUUGGUGAGGACGAUUUCUAAGUUAAGCAAGGGAACCCUUUUCAAACAGGACUAGAAAGCCAUCUACUUCUGACAUUUUUGGCAUGCCAUUUAUUCUCCCAUACCAGAAUGGGCAUGACUCCUUUCAUGCUUGGAUCAUGUUCCCAUAGGCCAGCACUGCGGCAUUCAAGACAAUGUGGGGGCAUGGUGAGUCACUGGGUUAAGAGUGGUAACGGUGGGGAGUUCGACUUGUUAGAAUAUAGUACUGUUGAUCGGUGCUUUGUGUAUAUAAAACCUUUCCUGCCAAUCACAGGAACUGGCAAGUGCAGGUACGAAAAAUGGUCUGAAUAUUAAACUGGCCCUGAAUCCAUUCACUGAGCAGAUUCUGCUGCAUUGUGCCUGCAGAUUAUAUUUUUGUUUGUUGGAUUCUUUUCCAAUAAAGUGCAAGUCUUUGA